AUGAUGCUAGAAGCAGCAUUGAAGUUCAAGAGUGUUUUUAAGUAUAUGGAAGGGGAUGCAUACUACAUUAAGUAUUUUGAAGAAGAAAGAGUUAAUGGAGAGAAACUUGAUGGCCCACCAGAAGCUAGUGAUUGGAGUAAUGCUGAAGUAUUUGUUAACUUUCUCAAAUCUUUUUAUGAACUCACUUUGAAGUUUAGUGGGUCAUUGUACGUGACAUCAAAUCUUUUCUUUCAAGAGAUUUUGCAAGUUCGAGUUGAGCUCAAUGAUAUGAAGGCUAGUAAAGAUGAGUUGAUAAGUAAAAUGGCAGCGAGCAUGCAAUUGAAGUUUAACAAGUAUUGGGGCAAUAUUGAGAAGGUUAACUUGUUGCAGUAUAUUGCCUCCAUUUUGGAUCCAAGAUUCAAACUUGAUGUGGUUCGGAACGGUUUCAGGUACCUCUAUGAGUCAAUUAUAGCUGAAACAAUGAUCAAAAAAGUUGAAAAUAUGAUGACUAGCUUGUAUGGUUUUUAUCAAAAUAUUGUUGUGCUGCCUAAUUCUUCCAAUGAUCAACAAGUAACUGAAAAUAUUACUUCCAAAUCCAAUGCAAGUGGAAAUUCAAGUAGCACAUCAUUCCUUAUCAAGCUCAAGUUUGUGUCAAGUGAAGAAAUCACUAAUGAUUUGGAUGAUUAUCUUAAUGAUAGAAAGGAAAAAUUACUUGAAAAUGUGGACUUUGACAUUCUUGAUUGGUGGAAAAGGAAUAGUAGUAAGUAUCCUAUUGUCUCUCGCAUUGCUAGAGAUGUUUUGGCUGUUCAAAUGUCUAGCGUUGCUUCCGAAUCAGCUUUUUCUACUGGAGGACGAAUACUUGAUCCAUUUAGAAGUUCUUUGUCUCCAAAGACAGUUGAGGCGUUAAUUUGCUCAAAGAAUUGGUUGACUUGUGAGUAUGAUGCUCCUGUUGUGUUGAGACAAUACAUGAACGAAAUUGAAGAUUUGGAGACUUCCGAACUAGUUGAAUCAGAAGAAUGUAUUACAACAAGCGUAGGAACGGAUACAACUACUAGUGGUGCUUUAUGAUCAAUUUCAUGGAGUUGUUCGAUGAUUGCCUUUUGGAUUUGUUUUGUAUAAUUGUGCUAGCUUUUUAUAUUUUGGACUAUGAAUAGAUUGUUCUGUUAUGUCUCUUUUUUUUAAAAAAAAAAAACUUUUGGAUUGCUU
Molecule: messenger RNA, 1185 nt
Organism: Cannabis sativa
Lineage: Eukaryota; Viridiplantae; Streptophyta; Magnoliopsida; Rosales; Cannabaceae
Product: zinc finger BED domain-containing protein RICESLEEPER 2-like
Exons: 3
Coding region: 1-1047 (348 amino acids)
Molecular function (GO): protein dimerization activity; DNA binding
Source: RefSeq, a predicted model, not a curated record